CUCCCAAUGAACCGCUUCUGUCAGGGAGCCGGGGAAGGCGAGGGAUAAGUGAAAGCUUUUUGCAGAGUAAGGCUACCACUCUGGCUCAGUGCCUCAGGCGGAUGGUAGGGGUAGGGUACCAGACGCCUUUAGCACUCACAUGGACUUCUACCGAGGGCUCAUCGUAGCCUGGGCGCUCUGCCUUCUGCCAGGAUUCUGCGACACCUUCAACAUCGACACCAAAAGGCCCAAGAUCAUACCGGGCUCCAAAGAAGCGUAUUUCGGCUACACGGUGCAGCAGCAUGACAUCGCUGGGAAGAAAUGGCUGGUGGUGGGAGCUCCCUACGAAACCAACGGGCAGCAGAAGACUGGAGACGUCUACAAGUGCCCAGUGAACGGCGACACCAAAAGCAACUGCACCAAGCUGAACCUAGGAAGAGUCACGCUUUCCAACGUGUCGGAGCGCAAGGAUAACAUGCGCCUUGGCUUGAGCCUGACCACAAACCCCAAGGACAACAGCUUUCUGGCGUGCAGCCCUCUCUGGUCCCACGAGUGUGGAAGCUCUUACUACACCACAGGAAUGUGCUCCAGGGUGAACUCCAACUUCAGAUUCUCCAAGACCGUCGCUCCCGCUCUCCAGAGGUGCCAAACGUACAUGGACAUAAUCAUCGUUCUGGAUGGAUCAAACAGCAUAUAUCCUUGGGUUGAAGUCCAGCAUUUCCUGAUAAACAUCUUGAAAAAGUUCUACAUUGGCCCUGGACAGAUACAAGUGGGCGUUGUCCAGUAUGGAGAAGACGUUGUCCACGAGUUUCACCUAAAUGACUACAGAUCCGUCAAAGACGUGGUGGAAGCCGCUAGCCACAUCGAGCAGCGAGGAGGCACCGAGACCAGGACGGCCUACGGCAUCGAGUUUGCUCGCUCAGAAGCCUUUCAGAAAGGCGGGCGGAAAGGAGCCAAGAAAGUGAUGAUUGUGAUAACCGAUGGCGAGUCCCACGACAGCCCGGACCUGGAGAAGGUGAUCGAGGACAGCGAGCGGGACAACGUCACCAGAUACGCUGUGGCUGUGCUGGGCUAUUACAACAGAAGAGGAAUCAACCCGGAAACGUUUUUGAACGAAAUAAAAUUUAUAGCAAGUGACCCGGAUGACAAGCAUUUCUUUAACGUCACCGAUGAAGCCGCGCUCAAGGAUAUCGUGGAUGCCCUGGGAGAAAGGAUAUUUAGUUUGGAAGGCACCAACAAGAAUGAAAUCUCCUUUGGACUGGAGAUGUCCCAGACUGGGUUUUCAUCACACAUUGUGGAAGACGGGAUUUUGCUGGGGGCCGUGGGAGCCUACGACUGGAACGGCGCAGUGCUAAAGGAAACCAGCAGCGGGAGAAUUAUUCCCCAUCGGGAAUCGUAUCUCCAAGAGUUCCCCGAAGAGCUGAAAAAUCACGGCGCCUACCUUGGUUACACCGUCACCUCUGUGCUUUCGCCGACGCAUGACCGGAUUUAUGUAGCAGGAGCCCCCAGAUUCAACCACACUGGGAAAGUCAUUAUUUUCACCAUGCACAACAACAGAAACCUAACUAUUCACCAGUCCCUGAAAGGAGAGCAGAUCGGCUCCUACUAUGGAAGUGAGAUAAAUUCCGUUGACAUCGACGGUGAUGGCGUCACCGAUAUCUUGUUGGUGGGAGCUCCCAUGUACUUCAGCGAAAACUGGGAGAGGGGGAAGGUUUAUGUCUAUGUUUUAAGACAGGACCGGUUUGUCUCCAGCGGCGCCUUGCAGGACCUGCAGAGUUACCAGAACGCCCGGUUCGGUUCCUGCAUCGCGUCUGUCCCCGACCUGAACCAGGACUCGUACAAUGACAUUGUCGUUGGCGCCCCUUUGGAAGAUGAUCACCAAGGAGCAAUAUACAUCUUCCACGGCUUCAAAGGAGACAUCCUGAGGAAGUAUAAGCAGAAAAUAGCAGCAGCCGACCUUGCUUCUGGCCUGAUGUACUUUGGAUGCAGCAUCCACGGACAGCUGGAUCUGAACGAAGAUGGCCUCACAGACCUGGCUGUCGGCUCUCUCGGGAACGCUGUGCUAUUAUGGUCCCGCAGCGUGGUCCAGAUCAACGCCAGCAUCCGGUUCGAGCCAUCCAAAAUCAACAUCUUCAACAAGGACUGCAAGAGGAAUGGCAAGGACGCCACCUGCAUGUCUGCCUUCAUCUGCUUCACCGCUGUCUUCCUCUCACCUCACUUCCACACCUUUAGCCUGGCAAUAAAAUAUAACGCCACCAUUGAUGAAAGACGGUACACACCGCGGGCUCACCUGGACGAGAACAGCGACAGGCACACGCACAAGAGGGUCACGCUGUUGGCGGGACGGGAGCACUGUGACAAGCUGAACUUCCAUGUGCUGGACACAGCAGACUAUGUGAAGCCGGUGACAUUUUCAGUGGAAUAUGACCUGGAGGAUCCCAGCAAUGGCCCCAUGCUGGAUGACGGCUGGCCAACCUCCCUUAAAGUCUCUGUGCCUUUCUGGAACGGAUGCAAUGAGGAUGAGCACUGCGUCCCUGACCUCUUCCUUGAUGCCAGAACCGAUAUCCCGAGUGCCAUGGAAUACUGCCACCGGGUGCUCCGCAAGUCGCACUCGGACUGCUCCGUCUACACCCUCUCCUUCGACACCUCCAUUUUCAUCAUCGAGAGCACGAGGCGAAGGGUGGCUGUGGAAGCCAUACUGGAGAACAAGGGCGAAAACGCCUACAGCACCGUCCUCAACAUCUCCUUCUCCAAAAACCUCCAGUUUGCCAGCUUGAUUCAGAGGGACGAUGCCGACAUCAAUAUCGAGUGCGUGACGGAGGAGAAGCACCUGAACAAGAAGGUGUGCAAUGUUAGCUACCCCUUCUUCCGAGCCAAGGCAAAGGUGGCUUUUCGCCUGGAUUUUGAAUUCAGCAAGUCUAUUUUCCUUCAAAGCAUGGAGAUUUAUCUGACUGCCAACAGUGACAGCGAAGAAAGAAACACCACCAAAGAGGAUAAUUCUGCCCUCCUGAAUUUCCACCUGAAGUAUGAAGCCGACCUCCUUUUCACCAGGGCGUCGAGUCUGGACUACUACGAAAUCAAGUCGAACAGCUCGCUGGAGAGAUACGACAGCAUCGGCCCUCCUUUUAAUUGCACGUUUAAGUUGCAGAACCUGGGCUUCUUCCCCGUCGAUGAGGUGACCAUUAAAAUUACAGUCCCGGUAGCCACGAGAGGAGGGAAUCGCCUGCUGCUGCUGACCGAUUUCGUCGUGGAUCAGGCAAAUACGACGUGCAACGUCUGGGGGAACAACACCGACUACAGGAGCACGCCCACCGAGGAGGACCUGCUCCGCACCCCACAGCUGAACCACAGUAACUCGGACGUCGUGUCCAUCGACUGCAAUGUGAAACUCACUCCCAAUGAGGACAUCGGCUUUCACUUACGUGGCUACCUGUGGAUGAAGUCACUGAAAGCACUGAAGUUCAAGGCACUGAAGCUCACCACGCACGCCGCCCUGCAGCGCCGCUUCCGCAGCCCCUUCGUCUUCAGGGAAGAGGACCCCAGCCGCCAGAUCACCUUCACGGUCUCCAAGCCGGAGGACUCGCAGAUCCCCAUCUGGAUCAUCGUGGGCAGCACCCUGGGCGGGCUCCUGCUCUUGGCUCUCCUCGUCCUGGCGCUGUGGAAGCUUGGAUUUUUUAAAAGUGGCAGUCCCAAGAGAGACACGGAGCAAGAGCUUGACGCCAAAGUGUUAGAAUGAGGCACCCCUCGCGGGUCGGUAGCGCGCGGCUAGCACCACCGCCCCGUUUCUUUGCAGAGUACGGAGUAUAUGAUCGUCUCGAUGCCGAGGGAUUUGCGUGCGGGACUCCGUCUGCAUCGGGACGAGAACACGCCUCUGUGCGCCGUGACCCGAGCGGUGCAAACUUUUGGGGGGUGGGGGGGGCCGAUGGCCACGGAAGCACGAGCAUGACAAGGUACUUCAAACUGGUUUUCACUCGCUCUUGGCUGUGCCAGCUGGGGAGCGGGACAAGGCAAGGGUGGCAGCGGGGAGCCAUGGCUUCGCAGGGGUGGCGAGGUUAAUGGCAGGCCGUGGCUGUAGGAAAACGGAUGGGGGCAGCGAGGCUGGCAGCAUGACGAGCUGAGGGGGGCACCUUUAGGGCACUGCCUCCCGUGCCCGAGGUGGAUAAAAUCCCGCUGCCUGAGCACGCCUCCUGCCCUAGCAUUUCUUAGCCUGUGUUUUGGGGGAGACGGGCGCCAAGAUCCACGCAGCUUGCUCUCGGCUCCUCGAUCGGCUGCUGGACCGCGAAGGACGAGCCACCCGAUUUAAAAGUGCUCUAAGCUGGCCAUCGGCCAAGCAUCCUCAAUGCAAGGGUCAGUUCAGCACAGCCGCCGUGUAAAUAGCUAUCCGCGCAGAGCUCUGCGCCGCCGGCACAGUUAGCCUGAGGGCAGCCGGCUCAGCACGCUCAAAAGAGAAAACCUCUCCCACAUACCUCAUAUUGAAGGUUGACUUUUGGAUUAGUCCGAACAAAAACCUGGCCCGGCUCUGUGGCUUCUCCGUGUGCAGAACUUAACCAAACAAACCCAAUUUGUCAACUGAGGAAGCAAGAGACCAAAAAAAAAACUCCCCCAAAAAGCUGUCCCAAUUGUGGGUUGAACAGGUAAUGCAUUCAUUGCCUUCCCGCUGGGCAGCGCCGUGUAACGGAGGGUCUGACAGAGCUUCCAGCGCCGCGUCUGGGAGCUGGGUCAGGUCCAUCCGAAGCUACAGGUUCCCUUAGCGGAGGGAUUUAACACAGAGAGUUUAAUUGGCCUUCUAUUUAAUGCACUGACUACGAGUGAUGGCAGACGAAAGCACCUUAAUGCAACUCUUCAGUGUCCGGCUGUAUAUACUUCUUCCAAAAAAUAUUUACUCAUUUAAACAGAAAACAACAACAAAAAAAAAGCAAAAACCAGUUUGAAGUGUUCUCUACAAUCUGUGCCAGUCCAGAGCACAGGCCUCCAGCGGGACGCAGGAAGUGUAGCAUACUUGUACAGGCUGGGUGUCACGCAAAAAGAUGCUUGGGGCUGCCCGACAGACUCGCACCUUUUGCGUAGCAGAAUUAUUUAAGCUAAUAUUAAUUUUAUGAAUGGAACGAAAAAAGCCGUGUCCGCCUGAUGUGUAAUAAAGUCUGUUAAAUAUUGGUUUAGUGUUUGUAAGGAUUAAAAAAUACCAUAUUUUAAAAA
This is a messenger RNA of Gavialis gangeticus (Gharial), 5175 nucleotides long. RefSeq names its product integrin subunit alpha 11 (gene ITGA11). The transcript is spliced from 30 exons. The record is from RefSeq and is a predicted model, not a curated record. Gene Ontology annotation, molecular function: integrin binding. Lineage: Eukaryota; Metazoa; Chordata; Crocodylia; Gavialidae. Gene Ontology annotation, cellular component: integrin complex; external side of plasma membrane. Gene Ontology annotation, biological process: cell-matrix adhesion; integrin-mediated signaling pathway; cell-cell adhesion. The coding region runs from base 140 to 3715 and encodes 1191 amino acids.